This is a messenger RNA of Anthonomus grandis grandis, 5076 nucleotides long. It is a transcript of the gene S6kII, whose product is annotated as ribosomal protein S6 kinase 2 beta. The record is from RefSeq and is a predicted model, not a curated record. Bases 140 to 2515 code for a protein of 791 amino acids. The transcript is spliced from 17 exons. Gene Ontology annotation, molecular function: ribosomal protein S6 kinase activity; ATP binding; magnesium ion binding. Gene Ontology annotation, biological process: intracellular signal transduction; protein phosphorylation. NCBI's taxonomy places the organism in Eukaryota, Metazoa, Arthropoda, Insecta, Coleoptera, Curculionidae.
AAACUUCAUGGCUGUAAUAAUACAGAAAAUAUUGAGAAUUGAAAACUGUAUUAUCAAUAAAAAUUAAUUUUAAUGUACUGUAACAAAAUAUUUGUAAUAAAUAAUAAUAUUUAUUUAAUGCCAAAUAAGAAAACCAAUUAUGCCGCUUGCUAAUUCUGGAGAACCAUGGCAAAUUCAGCGAUCGGAUACAGAGUCUCAAGGGGACCCAGAAGAAACCCAACUUCUCGAAGAUGCAACGUCAAAUUCGAACGAAGGGGAACAUGAAAUUGAGUUGGGAGAGAUAGUAAGAAAUGGCCAUGAUAAAGCCGAUCCUUCUCAAUUUGAACUACUUAAAGUUCUGGGAGAGGGUUCGUUCGGAAAAGUAUUUUUGGUUCGGAAAAUCGUUGGCAACGAUGCUGGCACGUUAUAUGCCAUGAAGGUUCUAAAAAAGGCCACCCUAAAGGUUAGAGACAGAUAUCGGACAAAAAUGGAGAGAAACAUUUUAGUAGACGUUGAACAUCCCUUUAUAGUAAAACUUCACUAUGCUUUCCAAACCGAGGGCAAACUGUACCUUAUUCUUGAUUUUCUAAGAGGCGGAGAUUUAUUUUCACGUUUAAGUAAAGAGGUCAUGUUUACAGUAGAAGAUGUUAAAUUUUAUUUAGCUGAACUAGCAUUAGCUUUACACCACUUGCAUUCCGUGGGCAUUAUUUACAGGGAUUUGAAACCUGAAAACAUAUUACUAGGUGCCGACGGCCAUAUCGCUCUUACCGAUUUUGGUCUCUGUAAAUUGCCUGUAGCUGAAGGAAAGACUUACAGUUUUUGUGGAACUAUAGAAUACAUGGCUCCCGAAGUUGUAAACCGUAACGGUCAUUCUUUCGCCGCCGAUUGGUGGUCUUUUGGAGUACUUAUGUACGAAAUGCUUACAGGAGUUUUACCUUUCCAAGGGCAAGAUAGAAAGGAUACUAUGACUAAAAUCCUAAAGGCCAAACUAGGGAUGCCUUCACAUUUAAGUCCUGAUACUCAAAGCUUACUUAGGGCUUUAUUUAAACGAAACCCAGCCAAUAGAUUGGGUGCAGGUCCUGGUGGUGUCGAGGAUCUUAAACGUCAUGAGUUUUUUGCUUCUAUAGACUUUGAAGCUCUAUUACAGAGGAAAAUUAGACCGCCUUUCCAACCAGCUGUUUGUGGGCCAGAAGACGCUUAUUUUGACUCUGAGUAUACGAGUAAAACUCCUAAAGACUCCCCAGGAAUUCCGGCUAGUGCCAAUGCUCAUGAACUGUUUAGAGGAUUUAGUUUUGUAGCCCCCUGCCUGUUAGAAAACGGCGUCACUUAUAAGAAAACGGUUGAAACGCCGAUGAAGUCAUUCCAAGCACAAGAUAGAAAUUUUUUCGAUGAUUAUAUUUUGCUAAAUUUAUUGGGAACGGGUAGUUACAGUCUUUGUAAACUAGCAAAACAUAAAACUACUGGGCAACAAUAUGCGGUUAAGAUUAUAAAUAAAUCUAUGUGCGACUGUCGAGAAGAAGUAGAACUUCUUUUAAGAUACGGACAGCACCCAGGCAUUGUAAAAUUAAAAGCAGUAUAUGAAGAAGCUACCAAGUUUUAUUUAGUCCUUCAAUUGCUUAAAGGAGGAGACUUACUGGACCAUAUGAUAAAACGAAUCCGACUAACUGAAAGAGAAGCAGCGGUUAUUUUAAAUACCCUAGCGAACACAGUAGCAUAUCUGCACGAAAACGGCGUGGUACAUAGAGAUUUAAAACCCGAAAAUAUUUUAUUUGUUGAUGAAAAUUGUGCUCCUGAUUCCGUAAAAAUCUGUGAUAUGGGAUUUGCAAAACAGCUUAGAGCUGAUAAUGGCUUAUUAAUGACCCCUUGUUAUACUGCAAAUUUCGUAGCACCUGAGGUGUUAAAACGUCAAGGCUACGAUGCAGCUUGUGAUAUAUGGUCCCUAGGUGUGAUUUUAUUCAUUAUGUUGUGUGGGCAGUGUCCUUAUAGUACGGCUCCUAAUGAUAGUCCUCAAAAAAUUCUUCAGCGAAUUAGUUUAGGAAGAUUAAAUAUAAGCCAUAGGUGGAAACACGUAUCGGUAGAAGCAAAAAAAUUGGUGACUGAAAUGCUCGAUAUUUCCCCGCAUCGAAGGCCUACUGCUGCUCAGUUGGUAAAACACCCCUGGCUUAAUGCUCAAGUUGCCGACUACUAUGCUCAAAAUAUGAAGUCUAAUGCACCAGAGAGAGUAAAACAAGUACAAAAUGAUGAAAGCCUGCACUCCACAGAUGAAGGUGUGAGCCAACUAAAAGAAACAGUUGCGGCCACGUACAGGGCGAUAACGACGACCCAGGUGGCCAAUUUGGGUCCCGUAGAUAUGUCAGAGCUAGCCAGGAGACGAGCAAUGGGAGAAGCCGGGCAACACUUGAAAGAAACAGUUGCGGCUACAUUCAGAGCUAUUGCGACUUCUCCCCAAGUAGCUCAUUUAGGCCCCGUCGCGAUGUCCGAAUUAGCGAGACGAAGAUUCCGAGAUAAAGCUGCGCAGCGGGAAUCAUCAACUUAGUUUUAACGGCCUUCAGUCAAUUAUUUCAAAAGGUAUUCAACUAUUGAAAGUGCAAGGAAUUGGAAAGUGCAAUUUAUUACAUCUACCGUUGAAGAUUCUAUUAGGAAAGACGGUAUUGUUAUGUAUACAAGUCUAAAAAGGUUGUGAAACGUGAGUUUUAAAUGAAUUUUUGUCCCAGUAGAAAGCUGUUUGGCAUUACUAUAUGUUGUCUUCUUGUUCUAAAAUAAUUUUUUCUAAUACGGCAAACCUCAAAUGAGUCUUUGAAAUAUGUUCCUUGAGAUCAUUACCGUUUUAAUGUUAUAAGAAUAGUUGUAUUAUUGCCAGUUAUAGUUUAUAGAUUAGUAUACUUAGUUUAAUUUAUUUUUUUAUGUUUUCGUGCAUUUAAAACAUUUAUUUAAGUAUAAAGAGGUUACAUUGAAUGCAAUGGAAUUUAAUAACUAUUGCAGGACAUACAUAUAUUAACCCAAAGAUCCUUGAAUAUGAAUGUAUCCUAAUGUGAGCCCCAAUGUCAAUAAAUGUCUAUAUAUUUUAAACUAUAUAUAAAUUAGCUUAAAAGUGCCAAUCAAAUGCUAAACUCCAGUAAAUAUAUUUAUAUUUUUUUAAGCAGAAAAAUUAUUUCAAAAACAAAUAAAUUUUUCGUUGUAAAAUUUAGUAUUAACUAACAUAGCUGGUGGACUGAACGGCCUUAGCUAAAUGUUAUAGAUCAGAAAUAAUUUAAUGUAAACAAGUCAAAUAAUAUUUUUGUCAUGAAGUAACAAAUUAUAAACCUCUUUGUCUUCUCUAUCUCUCCGGCAUUGUUUUUAACGUAACUUUAAAUUGUAUUAAGUUUGCGCAUCAGUGGCUAGAGGGCAUGAAUGUACCUGAUAAUUUUAAGCAAUCAAUGUAAACUUUUAUUUAAAUUGUAAGUGUGUUGUUCACUUUUCCAGUGAUGUUUUAGUUUAUUAUACUAGAUUUAUAGAAAGCGUAAAUGAUUUGGAUAUAUUAUAAACCAUAAGAAGCAAAAAAAGUGUUUCAUGAAAAUUAUUUGAUCCAACACUUACAUUUUCUAAAGUUAUUCAUUUAUUUAUUUUUUAAACAAAAAAUUAUUUGUUGUAACUUUUGUAUCGGAAAUAACUUGUCUAUAUGACAAUUACAUUUUAGAUACAUUAUUUUAAGAAAAUUUGUGAAAAUGCAUAUAUUGUCCUAAUAAACACAUUUAUUAUUAUUAUAUUCUUAGAUAUUCCGAUAGGCUGAAAUGUUUUAAGUUUAUUACCUUACUAGUGUGGAAAUUUAUUUGUAAUCGCAAGAGAAUGAAUAAUGAAAUGAGUAUUUACAGCUUUUUCUUUUGCUUCUUAUGGUAUACGCGAGAACAAAGCUUUAUUGACAUCUUGUAUAUAAUAUUUUUUUGAUGUCAUAGAUUGAUUCAAUGUCUAUAUUAUUAAUUAUUCAAUGCAAAAAAACAACCCGUUUCACGCCUUAUUGUGAAAAUAGUUCUGUAUUUUUUUAAAACAUGUGCAGAGGAAUUCUAAAGUCGGAAAAUGUUUAAUUAUUCUUAUAAUAAAAUUAAUUGCUAAAUUAAAGUCGAACCCAUCGACAUUGACGCUCGCAUUCAUAAUUUAAACCUAAUUGUUGAAAUUUAUUAUACUCUUUUUUGCUCGCAUUGAUAAUGCAAUAAUUAUAUAAAGUAUAUUUAUCUUUAGUCACUCAAAAAUCUUUUAUAAUGCACUAAACAGAAUAACAUUUAGAUAAUAAUUCUGUUCACCAUUUUACAUAUUGUUUAGACGAAUAUCUUACUUUGGAAUGACCCUGCAUAGAUAUUUGAACAACAGAUUAGCCUAGUGUCAGAAGAAUGGAAAUAUUUUAUAAAAUUUUUGCCUAGACAUGCGCUUACAGUGAUCAACUUCAAACCAAAACAAUCAACAAAAAUAGGAUAAUAAAUACGCUUAAGUUACAACAAAUAUUAUAUGUUUUAAAAGUCCACUAGCCAAGGUCUUCAGCUAUAUCUCUAUUGGUAGUUCAUAAUGCAAGUAAAAAUUAGAAGAAUCGAACCGAAAACGUAUAAAACUAAAGAUGUUAAAACUAAAGUGAAAAUAUCCUCUAAAGUAGGUAAAUUACCAUCGCAUGCUUACUUUAACUUGAAAUAAAGCCAAAUAAUUUCUCAUUAAAUCAUUAUAACUAAUUGUCAAUUAAUUUAUAAGCAUAUUAGCGGCUUUUUAGUAAGGACAUAGUUUAACCUCCAUUUAGCAACAUUUCUGUAUGGUAUAUAAUUAGUAAAACUGUUGUUUGUUUAAACAUGUUCUAGCUUUAAAAUCUCAUUUCCUCAGAUUGUGGCGUUUGUUGUGUUUUCUUCAUUUGAAGUAUAUACUAGAAAAUAUGCUUUUUUAUAAUGUCAUACAGGAUUCAAAAUUUAAAAAAAUAUAUCAUUCCCUUACUCUUAUUACUUAUAAUUGAUAUAACUGAAACCGAUUGUAACUGGACAUUCAACCUAAUUAGAAAUGAUGUGAUGUGAGUUGUAUACUUUAGCAAUGAAAAAAAAAAUAGUAUUUUAACAUAAAAAAAAUUAUAAGAGAUGUUGUUAUAAC